AUGUCGGCAUCUCCUGGAACGACGCAGGCCCACACCAAAGACGAAUCACCAGAGUAUGUGAGAAGAUCUCGAAUACUGCAAACCAUGAAUGGUAUAGAACAAGACCUUGCAUUACUGGAAGCACAUAGACAGGGUCCCGAACCUCCGGAGACCAGUAUGUCGAUGAAACGAUUCUGGCUCAUAUGCUUUGGAGUCUGCCCAGGCUUGUUGCUGUCCAUCAUGGAUACAUCCGUCCUAGCGGCGAGUUUGUACCGCAUAGGAGUCGAGUUUCAAGAGCACAGUUUGAUCAAUUGGGUGGUGCUGGCAUAUACUUUGGGCUACAUUGGCUUUAUCGUUUCAUCCACUGCUCUUUCAGAUGUCAUCGGGCAACGCUAUGCUCUCAUGUUUUCCUACUCCCUGUUCUUGACAUUCUCUGCUGCGUGUGGAUUUGCUCAAGAUAUGGAUCAACUGAUACUAUUCCGGGCAUUUCAAGGAAUGGGUGGUUCAGGUCUUUACGCUUUACCCAUCCUCAUAUUGACUCAAAAUAGCCCACCUCAAAUGCGUCAGUAUAUAGGCAGCAUUAUUGGAGUGACUAUUGCAGCUGCGGGCGUCCUUGGGCCUGUUAUUGGCGGGCUACUCACCCAGUACUUGGACUGGCGGUGGAUCUUUUUCAUCAAGUCCGUAACUACUAUUCCGAUCUGCUCUAUUGGCAUGAUCAUUUUCUUUUUCAGUUGGCCUCAUAAGCUGCAAAUGGGAUAUACUCAGCUUCGACAGCUUCGAUCGUGGAAGCAAUUUGACAUCAUUGGUGCCAUAUUGGGUAUUGCAGCUUCGGUCCUCGUUGUAUUCGCACUCGAAAACGCUGGCGAAUCAGAGGCUUGGGGGGCUAUUAAGUUCAUUCUCCCACUAAUACUUGGCUUGCUGUCUUGGAUCAUGCUAUUCUUGUGGUCAUACUUUAGUGAUAAACGCCUUUCUCAAAACAUCGUCUCCAUCUUUCCCAUGACAUUGCUCAGAAACCGACGUUACACGAGGACCAUCUUGGCAGCUGUAUUUGCAGGCUGCCCGUAUUUACUUUUGAUCUACUCGAUUCCCAUGAGGAUGCAAGUCUUUAGCGGCAAAAGCCCGUUCGUCGCUGGGCUAUCGUUACUCCCUAUGUUAGGCACAGUUGCCCUCGGAAGCAUUAUCAGUGGAAAAAUGAACGCGUCGGCAAACCAUCUCGAUCUCAUUUCAACUAUGCGCUCCGGCACAAUGUUUAUGGCUUGCGGAUGUUCCUGGCUUUCAGCAGUUAAAGGCUCCAAGGACGAUGCAACCACACUUGGACUUCUUACCCUGGUUGGUUUUGGGUUCGGACUCUGUACAUCAGCGGCGACCAACAUGAUUAGUCUCGAAGUGCCUAUUCAACACCGGGCAUCCGCUCACGGCAUUCUUGCCCAAGCAAGAAUACUGGGAGGAAGCUUCGGCAUAGCAAUUUGGACAGUGUGCUUGCAUCACUUCGUCAUUAAUCGACUUGCGGAUAUCCUACCUGCUGAUGAAUUUGCUUCCUUUGAUGGAGACAUGACAAAUUUUACAGGAGAUACCUUGGAGGCAAUGCGGUCCGCGUUUAUCGCGGCUUUUGAUCUAGGGCUUGAACUAGCUAUGGCGGGAUGCUUCAUCGCGUAUUUCUCGACUUUCUUUGGCUAUAGAUUCACCUGGAGAGGCAUAAAGUGUCCAGUAGAGGAGGAACCUUUAGAGCUAUUGGAAGCGAAAGUCACGAGGACGCGAGCAAGGGUGGACGCUUUGCUAAGAGCAGCUCAAUUAGACAAUUGA
This is a messenger RNA of Trichoderma gamsii, 1782 nucleotides long. RefSeq lists its product as hypothetical. The record is from RefSeq and is a predicted model, not a curated record. Gene Ontology annotation, molecular function: transmembrane transporter activity. The coding region runs from base 1 to 1782 and encodes 593 amino acids. The transcript is spliced from 5 exons. Lineage: Eukaryota; Fungi; Ascomycota; Sordariomycetes; Hypocreales; Hypocreaceae. Gene Ontology annotation, biological process: transmembrane transport.